AUGCGGCCAGAGGGCGCGGGAAUGGAGGUUGGCCGCUGCGAGGAGGGCUUGCCGGAGGAGAGCAGGAGGGAGCACUGGCAGUUGCUGGGUAAUUUGAAGACUACUGUGGAGGGUUUAGUGUCAGCCAACAGCCCCAAUGUCUGGUCCAAGUAUGGUGGCCUGGAGCGGCUUUGCAGAGACAUGCAGAGCAUCCUCUAUCAUGGGCUCAUCCAUGACCAGGUGUGUUGCCGCCAGACUGAUUACUGGCAGUUUGUGAAAGACAUUCGCUGGCUCAGUCCCCACUCAGCCCUUCAUGUGGAGAAGUUUAUCAACUUGCAUGAGAAUGGCCAGAGCAGCCCGGAUGGCGUGAGUGAGCGUGCCGUGGCUGAGCUGUGGCUGCAGCACAGCCUGCAGUGCCACUGCCUCUCAGCCCAGCUCCGACCUCUGCUGGGGGACAGACAGUACAUCAGAAAAUUCUACACAGAUACUGCUUUCCUGCUAAGCGACGCCCACGUCACGGCCAUGCUUCAGUGCCUGGAAGCAGUGGAACAGAACAACCCUCGCCUGCUGGCUCAGAUUGAUGCUUCUAUGUUUGCCAGAAAGCAUGAGAGCCCACUCCUGGUGACAAAGAGCCAGAGCCUGACAGCUCUGCCUGGUUCCGCAUACACCCCUUCAACCAACAGUGCUCAGCAUUCCUACUUUGGGUCCUUCUCCAGUCUCCACCACCUCCCCCACCACAGCUUAGAAAGAAGAUCUACUUCCUUUUCACUCUCUGGCCCGCUCCGAAAACCUCAAGAAACCAGAGGGCAUGUCUCAGCAGCAGAGGAUCAAACUGUCCUAGACCCUCUGCUUCCAAUCACUGCAUUAGCCAAGGACUCCCCCACGACCCCCAAUGAGAUGAGCUCCAGCACUCUGACCAGCCCCUUGGAAGCAUCCUGGGUCAGCAGCCAGAAUGACUCCCCAAGUGAUGCCAGCGAGGGGCCUGAGUACCUGGCCAUCGGCAACCAGGACCCCCGGGGCCGGACCGCCAGCUGUCAGAGUCACAGCAGCAAUACCGACAGCAGCAGCUCCAAUUUGUUCUCCUCCAGCAGCUCCCAGAAACCAGAGUCUGCUGCUGCUUCUCUAGGGGACCAGGAGGGAGGUGGGCAGAGCCAGUUGUCCAGUAUCCUUCGCAGAUCUAGCUUCUCAGAGGGGCAAACGCUCACUGUCACCGGAGGAACAAAGAAGAGCCAUACUCGCUCCCAUUCGGACACCAACAUUGCCUCCAGAGGAGGCCCAGGAGGCCCCAGGAAUAUCACCAUUAUAGUUGAAGAUCCCAUUGCAGAAUCCUGCAGUGAUAAGUCGAAGUUGAGAGGCCCCUUGUCCUACUCUGGUCAAAGCAGUGAAGUCAGCACACGCAGCUCUCUGUACAUGGAAUAUGAGGGCAGUCAGUACCUGUGUUCAGGAGAAGGCAUGUUCCGAAGACCAUCAGAAGGACAGUCCCUUAUCAGCUACCUAUCUGAGCAAGACUUCGGCAGCUGUGCAGACCUGGAAAAGGAGAAUGCCCACUUUAGCAUAUCAGAGUCUUUGAUCGCUGCCAUCGAGCUGAUGAAGUGCAACAUGAUGAGCCAGUGCCUAGAAGAGGAGGAAGGGGAGGAGGACAGUGACAGGGAGAUCCAGGAACUGAAGCAGAAGAUCCGCCUUCGUCGCCAGCAGAUCCGCACCAAGAACCUGCUCCCCGGGUACCAGGAGAUGGAGCAUGGAAGCUUUCGGCUCACUUCCAGCAGCUCCCAGUUCAGUUCACGUGAUUCAGCACAGUUCUCUGACUCUGGCUCUGCUGAUGAUGAGGUUGAUGAAUUUGAAAUCCAAGAUGGUAGUGAAGGAUCUAACCUGACUCACGUGUCAAAGAAUGGACUCUCAGUGUCAGUGGCCUCGCUGUUUUCAGAUGCUGACAUCAGAAGGAGCACGCCCUCGCACAGCAAAUCCUUCAUUUCCUCUCAGUCCUUCUCCCACUGCCUCCUGCACUCCACGUCUGCUGAGGCUGUGGCCAUGGGGCUCCUGAAGCAGUUUGAGGGGAUGCAGCUCCCCGCCGCCUCGGAGCUGGAGUGGCUUGUUCCAGAGCACGAUGCCCCUCAGAAGCUCCUGCCCAUCCCUGACUCACUGCCCAUCUCCCCAGAUGACGGGCAGCACGCGGACAUCUAUAAGCUGCGUAUCCGCGUGCGCGGCAACCUGGAGUGGGCGCCACCCCGGCCACAGAUAAUUUUUAAUGUUCAUCCAGCCCCAACGAGGAAAAUCGCUGUGGCCAAGCAGAAUUACCGCUGUGCAGGCUGCGGCAUUCGGACUGAUCCUGAUUACAUCAAGCGGCUGCGGUACUGUGAGUACUUGGGCAAGUACUUCUGUCAGUGCUGCCACGAGAAUGCCCAGAUGGUUAUCCCCAGCCGCAUUCUGCGCAAGUGGGAUUUCAGCAAGUACUACGUCAGCAAUUUCUCCAAGGACCUGCUCAUUAAGAUCUGGAAUGACCCUCUCUUCAAUGUGCAGGACAUCAACAGUGCCCUCUAUAGGAAGGUCAAGCUGCUCAAUCACGUCCGGUUGCUGCGGAUCCAGCUCUAUCACAUGAAGAACAUGUUCAAGACCUGCCGACUGGCCAAAGAGCUUCUGGAUGCCUUUGACACCGUUCCAGGCCACCUGACGGAGGAUCUCCACCUGUACUCGUUGAAUGACCUGACUGCCACCAGGAAGGGGGAGCUGGGGCCCCGGCUUGCUGAGCUCACCAGGGCGGGGGCUGCCCAUGUAGAGCGAUGUGUGCUCUGCCAAGCCAAGGGCUUCAUCUGUGAGUUCUGCCAGAAUGAGGAUGACAUCAUCUUCCCCUUUGAGCUUCACAAGUGCCGGAUCUGUGAAGAGUGUAAAGCGUGCUACCAUAAAACUUGCUUCAAGUCUGGGAGCUGUCCCCGCUGUGAGCGGCUGCAGGCCCGGAGGGAGCUGCUGGCCAAGCAGAGCCUGGAGUCCUACAUGUCAGACUAUGAGGAGGAACCCACCGAGGCCUUGGCCCUGGAGGCCACCGACCUGGAGACCACCUGA
This is a messenger RNA of Rangifer tarandus platyrhynchus (Svalbard reindeer), 3036 nucleotides long. NCBI's taxonomy places the organism in Eukaryota, Metazoa, Chordata, Mammalia, Artiodactyla, Cervidae. The record is from the annotation of a GenBank genome assembly.